Molecule: messenger RNA, 948 nt
Organism: Monoraphidium neglectum
Lineage: Eukaryota; Viridiplantae; Chlorophyta; Chlorophyceae; Sphaeropleales; Selenastraceae
Exons: 5
Coding region: 1-948 (315 amino acids)
Cellular component (GO): mitochondrion
Molecular function (GO): oxidoreductase activity
Source: RefSeq, a predicted model, not a curated record
AUGGCAGCGCUGGCCGCAGACACGGCCUCGGGCGCGCCAGCGCCAGCAGCGGCGCCUGCGACCGCGCCUUUGCCAUUAACAUACAAACGUCUGGUGGCGGAGCGCUGCGGGGCGUCGUUUCGGGAGGUGGCGCGCGUCGUGGACACACCCAUACAGCUCCCCGGCCCGGGGGAGGUCCUCAUUCGCAUCUCGCAUGCUGGCAUCAACGGCGGCUGCGAGACGUUUCGCGUGCGCGGCGAGUUUGCAUUCUCCAGCAACUGCGAGAAGGAGGGCUUCCCGCUAGGGGCCGAGGGCGCCGGCGUGGUGGUCGCGCUGGGAGAGGGCGUCACAUCCCUACAGGUCGGCCAGGCGGUGACAUGCAACGGCGCCGCUGCGUUCUCAGAGUUCGCAGUCGCCAAGGCGCUCAUGUGCACCCCCGUACCCGCGGCCACGCCCGAGGCGGUCGCGCUGUCCCUGUCGGCCGUCACCGCCUGCUGCGCGCUCGAGGCGACGGCGGGCGUCAAGGCCGGGGACACGGUCGCCGUCACCGCGGCGGCCGGGGGGACGGGCCACUUUGGCGUGCAGCUCGCAAAGCUGGCGGGGGCAAAGGUGGUGGCGAUUACUGGGUCGCCUGAGAAGGUCGGCUACAUUUCUGAGUACCCCCACGCCCUGGCCCCGGGCACCCCUGUCAGCGCCGGCCCCGACGGUGUCUCCCUGGACGCCCUGUUUUGGGGCGGCAAGGCCACCGAGCUGGAGGGGGGGCGGAGGGUGAUAGGCCAGGUCUGGCCCUCGGAUCCACGGGCCAUUCGGCAGUGCAAGCGGCGAGUGUUUGACCUCCACGAGACUGGCCACCUGGUGGCCUGGGCUGAUGUGAGCCACGGCUUCAAGGGGGUUGACCAGGUGGCCGAUGCCAUUGAUUACAUGCUGGCCGGGCGGCACGUGGGCAAGGUGGUCAUACCCAUCACGUGA